AAAUUAUUGCCGUACUGUUAUUGUUAUGGAACGUGGCUAGAAGCUAAGUUACAAAAUUUCUCUAUAUUUAUGGAAAAUUCUGUGUUACUGGUGAUAAGAAUUACUGUGAGUUUUUAUGGAAAUGAAUAUUCUAAGGGUGCUUGAUGGCAUAAAGAUGAGAAUCUCUCAAGUUACUGCAAGACAUUUGUCUGAUUUAUUUUAAAGAUUCAAGAAUGAUGUUGUCAGGAACACAUGUCACAAAAUAGCUACAAUGUUGAUUAAAUUACUGUGGAAUAUUUCUCUGAAUCAGUAUUAACUUCAUAUAUUUUCUGUGAAGUUGAGAAAACAUUUACUGGAUGAAUUUGCAUGUUGAAUAUAGUUGGAAAAUUUACCAUGAAUCCUGAAGUGACUUCAGUGAAAUGUCUUUCAUAGCUGGAUAUUGAGAACUGGAACAAAUUAAGGGAUCUUUUAUCUGAUGUCAUUGUCAAAUUGAUUCCUGGGAAAAGAUUCAGUCUGGGUGAUGAAUCUUAGAAGAGUUUCUUUAUGGUUUAUAUACCUUAAGAAUAUAUUUCUUUGAAUUAAUACAGUGUUUAUUCAGAAUAUUUGUGGAACAAUUUCUCAUUUAUAAAUUACAAAGAAAAACUGGAACAUAUGUUUGUAUUGUUAUGUAUUUAAUGGAAAAAAAUUAUGGAUGAGAAACUGUGUGAAAGUCAAGUUUGUGAUGAAACACAACCUAGAGAUAACAAUGUCUUGCAGCAGACUCUGGGAGAGACAGGGAAAAACUCAUAUCCCUGUGAAAUAUGUGGGAGGGUAUUUACAGUGAAAAAAAAUUCAGUUCAGCAUAAAUUAAUUCAUACAGAGAAGAAGCAACACCACUGUGAUAUUUGUGGCAAAGCAUUCUUUUGUAGAAGUAAUUUAUCAAAUCAUAUUCGUAUUCACACAGGUGAGAAACCAUACACCUGCAAUAUCUGCGGUAAGACAUUCUCUCAAACUGGUCAUUUAGCAUGUCACAAACGUACUCACACAGGUGAGAAACCAUACUGCUGUGAUAUUUGUGGUAAAACAUUCUCUCUCAGACAUACUUUACUUUACCAUAAAAGUGUUCAUACAGGAGCGAAACCAUUCCACUGUGAGUUUUGUGAUAAAGCAUUUCCUGAAAGUAGUGCCUUAUCUAAACACAAACGUAUUCACACAGGUGAAAAACCAUUCCAGUGUAAGAUUUGUGGCAGAGCGUUUCGUGUACACAGUGCCUUAGCUCAGCAUGAACAUACUCAUGCAAUUGAGAAACCAUUCCACUGCGAUAUUUGUGGCAAAACAUUCUCUCAGAGCAAUACUUUACGUUAUCACAUAAGAGUUCAUACAGGAGAAAAACCAUUCAACUGUGAUAUUUGUGGUAAAACAUUCUUUGAAAGAAAGCGAUUAUCUUACCAUAUUCGUACUCACACAGGUGAGAAGCCAUACUCCUGUAAUAGCUGUGGUAAAGCUUUCUCUCAGAGAACUUCUUUACAUUACCAUAUAAGUACUCAUACAGGUGAGAAACCAUACCAUUGUGAUAUCUGUGGUAAUUCAUUCUCUAAAAUGAGCACUUUGUCUUCCCACAAGCGUAUUCACACUGGUGAGAAACCCUAUCACUGUGAUAUCUGUGGUGAAAAGUUCUCCCAGCUUGGCAAUUUAUCUCGCCACAAACGUAUUCAUACAGGUGAGAAGCUACAUUCUUGUAAUAUCUGUGGUAAACAGUUUUCUGAAAGGACAUCUUUACUGUACCAUGUAAGUAAUCAUACAGGAGAGAAGCCAUUCCACUGUGAUAUAUGUGAUAAAACUUUUUCUCAGAACAGUUUCUUAAACAAGCAUAAACGUAUACACACAGGUGAGAAACCGUACUCCUGUGAUAUCUGUGGUAAAGCAUUCUUUCAAAGAAGUGCUUUAUCUUGUCACAAACGUAUUCACACAGGUGAAAAGCCAUACCAGUGUGAUGUCUGUGGUAAAACAUUCUCUCAAACUGGUCAUUUAUCUUGCCAUAGACGCAUUCACACAGGUGAGAAACCAUACCACUGUGAUAUCUGUGGUAAAACAUUCACUUUAAGUAGCAGGUUGAGAAACCACAAAUGUAUUUGCACAGGUGAGAAACCAUAUCGCUGUGUUAUCUGUGGUGAUGCAUUCUCACAAAAUGCUGAUUUGUCUAGACAUGCACAAAUCCAUACUAGAGAGAAGUUGUUGUAAUGGUACUGUGAUAUCUAGUCAAAGAAUCUCUCUUUGUAGUUACAUAUCUAAUCACUAUGGUGAGGGAAGGUGCAUGGUUCAGUAGUUAGCGCAUCAGGCUCACAAUCAAUAGGUAGUGAGUUCAAUUCCUGGACUGGCCUGUGUGUGGUGUUCUUGAGCAAAACACUUUAUCAUUCAACUACUACCGUAGUUGAAUAGUAUUCUUAAGGCCACAGUUUACUCACAUGCAGCAUCUUUCAGAGCUUGUUGCUAAUUCAGUUCUUAACUAAAUGGAAAACCAUUAACAUUUUUGAAGAGGACUAUAGUGCAUGGAGAAGCCUAAGCAUUCCCUCAAAAUUUAUACAACAAUACCCUUGACAUCUUUUACAAGAUAUUGAAUAUAACUAAAUUGUCUAUGUGUGACCAUCCACUACAUGGUAGAAAUAGCAACCAAAUCUACCCGAAAUUAAAGGAAAAGUUAUAAAAAAGGGCAGAUGCAUUAGAUAGUUGUCCUUCAUACACAAUACACAAACUGAAGAUAUGAUUAUCAUCAUAGUAAAGCCUUUCAUGAUAGGUGUCCUUAGUAACUAGGACUUACUUGGGCCUUACAAAUGGCAACUAUAAUCAUAUUUGCUAAUUUCCAAGACUGAACUUUAAUGUAACUUCAUCACACAUACAUUAUUUAAUUACACUAAAGAAUUCAAUAUCUUCAUUUCUUGAUGUUUGUUAUUAUUGCCUCUAUUUUUAAAAAAAAAUUUAAAUCGGAAAAGAUCUAUCUUCAAUCUAGCUUUUGAUUUGGAUGAUUUUGUAAGAUGCCAGAAUUUUACUAAAUCUUAAUAAAUACUUGUGAAUGUAGUAGCAUCUGCCAAAAAAUUCCAAUAAAUUAUUUUGGUAUUUCACUUAGGUUAUAAUAUUUUUCAAUAUUAAGGUCUUUUCAGGUAGUGAGAUAGCAGAAUCAUUGGCUCAUCAGACAAAAUACUUGGCAGCAUUUCUUGCAGCUCUUUGUAUUCUGGGUUCAAACUCCAUUUGAAAUAAGUAUCAGUGGAGUGUUGUAGUCAAUGGUAUCAACUAUGCCCCUCCCCUAAAAUUACUAAUCUUGUGCCAAAAUUUGAAACCAGUAUUUUGAUCUUGGUACUACUCACAACAUCUUGUGCCAUGGAUAUACCAUCUUGUUUCUCAUUCUUUUACUUCAAAAUAAGUUUUGAUACAUCUCACACACAUAGCUUAAUUAUUUAAUCUUAAACAUCAGUCAUAAUGUUAUUGGUUACUUCCUAUAUUCUUUGUUGAAUAAAUGUUUAUGUAUUAUUAAA
Molecule: messenger RNA, 3488 nt
Organism: Octopus bimaculoides (California two-spot octopus)
Lineage: Eukaryota; Metazoa; Mollusca; Cephalopoda; Octopoda; Octopodidae
Product: zinc finger protein 665
Source: RefSeq, a predicted model, not a curated record